This is a messenger RNA of Porites evermanni, 2140 nucleotides long. The record is from the annotation of a GenBank genome assembly. NCBI's taxonomy places the organism in Eukaryota, Metazoa, Cnidaria, Anthozoa, Scleractinia, Poritidae.
AUGGAUAAUACCGCCAACAUUCUCAUUCUUGGUCAUUCAUUUGUGAGGCGUUUACAGACAUUCCUCACCGAACAUCACGAUAGGCGUGCCGCUCACAACAUGAACUUGCCUCACGAAAAUAUAUCUUUUCUAGGCAUCGGCGGUAGAACCGUCUCUAAAAUACUGUCCUUUGAUUUGGACAAAAUUAAGGCCUUUCAGCCAAAGGUUAUCAUUUUAGAACUGGGAACUAAUGAUUUGUGUGUAGAGGGGCAGCGCCCCGAAUCUGUUGGUUCAGAUAUUGAACAUUUAGUUCAAGUCCUCCAUGAUCACUGUGGAGCAGACUUUAUAAUGGUAUGCCUAGUCAUUUACCGGUCUGCUAUUCCUCCACACGUUCCCGAUUUCAGCCACAAAGUAGACCUUCUCAAUAAAUAUCUCAAAGUGGUCCUCGAACCACUCCCUUAUGCUGAAGCGUGGAGCCAUAGAGGGCUUCAAAGCCCAUCUAUUGCUGUUUUAUGCCGAGAUGGCGUUCAUUUGAACGCAGCGGGUAACUAUGCUCUUUAUCGUAGCUAUAGGGGAGCCAUUCUAUUCGCCUUGAAGAAGUUAGCCACUUUUUCUGAGGCUCAGUGACAGAUUCCAACUUGUCUAUCCAGUCAUGCAUUCUACUUUCGUUAUAACCGUCCUUUAUGGCGGACAGGAGAGCUUUAUCUUUUGUUAUAAGAUAUUGUAUUUAUUUUACGGACCGGUUCCUCUUUCCGGCGCUUUAGCAUGUUCAAUGCGGCGUCUCCAAUUUGGAAAUUGCCAAACAUGCUGCCGAUUUUUCUUUUAUUGCCGGUUCCGUUUUUUCUCUCUCCAAUUUAUAAUUUGAGCAGAAUGCUACUGGAUUGGAAACCCCCCACCUCCCUCCCCACUCACUCUUUCACUAUUUUAUCUCCCAUACCAACGCCUUAGGCUUAUUUAUUCAAGUUCCUUUGCUUGCGGUCUAGAUUUGCUUGAAAUUAAACCAUAUUUCACGAUGAUGACUAGAGGAAAGCGAAGUUCUACUGCAACAGCCUCCAGCACACAAGUUAAACGCCCGAGGGCCAUGGCCAGCAGUACAUCUCGCCCAACCAAGUCCAAGAGGCCCAAGCAGACCUCUCGAGUACACGCGGCUCCUGCUCUCAACCCGCCCGAAGUGCCGCACCCAAGCGAACUUUCCCGAGAGCCGGCGAUCAGUGGGCCAUCCUCAGUCUCAAGUCCCGCGGCCUCGAGUUCAGUGGUCUGUCAGAAUAUGGUUUCAAGCAUCACGAGUGCUAUUUCUUCGGCUGUACUUGAAAGCCUGAAGUCCGCAGGAAUAAUCCCUCAAGAGCCAGUACAGACAUCCGACCCUGCUGCUGCUGUACAGGGGUCAGUAGCGCAGGUUGUUCAAGACCUAACUGGUGAGGGCCACACUUUAACUUCUACCUCCAUUACUAGCGGGCCAGAGACCGACCACAGGCCCGAUAAAAUCCAUACCUUAAUUUCCGUUCCACUCUCGAGUAGAGUUCCGGACAAAACUCAAUCUAAAAUAUGGGCAAACGAAUAUAUCGAUCUCGGAACUCUUCUAUCGUCCUUGCCAGGCGAUCCCAAAUACAACUUCACGGUAAAAUCAUCUGGAUCCAACCAGCCUGUGGUCAGUCUCGAACCCGUCCAAAACUCUAAGCGCAUUACUAGCAUCGAUCAAUGGACUACCGCAUUUCAGGUUUUUGUUGCCGUCUAUACCAUCCGAUUUCCGGACAGCGCUCCCGGAUUAAUGAAAUAUAGUGCAACAGUGCGCGAUCUGGCGGCAAAAAACGCUCAUUGGCGUUAUUAUGAUGAAAAUUUUCGCUAUUUACGUCAAAAAUCUCUUUUCCCUUGAGACGAAGUGCAUUGGGAAUUGUGGUUGCAGGCGCACCACAUGACCAAACUUUCAUCCUCAAACAAUCCGCCUAACUCGUUUAACCGGCAAUCAAAGCAGCCCUUUCCGCGAGGAUUCUGCUGGAAAUUCCACCAAGGUGAAAGAUGUUUUGGGUGUAAUUACAAACACGCCUGCUUUAAAUGUGGAGGCGAUCACCCUGCCACAAAAUGCAAGUCGGGAAAACCAACUGUCGCCACCUCUCGCACUGUCGCAUCCAGUCCAACUACCAACACCAGUCAAAAUAAAUAG